AUGUGGGCCUCUGUUUUGGUUGUGGCGUUCUCAGCGAUCAUAUACACAGCAGUGGGAGGAUUGAGAGCCGUGGUUUGGACAGACGUUUUCCAGUUCAUCAUAAUGUUGAUUGGCAUUGUCAGCGUCAUAAUAAAGACAACCCUUGACGUUGGCGGAAUCAAAUCAGUGUUCGAAAAUGCCAAUGCUGGAAUGCGUCUUCAAAUGCCCAGCUUCGAUCCCGAUCCAACUAUUCGUAACACUAUGUGGACAUUAGUUAUUGGAUCCAGCCUUACCAGGACGUACACCCUGACCACUCAAACCACCGCCCAGAGGAUCUGCUCAGUCCCCACUGAAAGGGAUGCCCGGAAAGUUGCUUUUGUUUCGGCUAUAACAACCGUUGUCAAUUUCCUCCUCUCCUGUUUCUUAGGAAUAUUUGUCUACGCAUAUUUCCAUGAAACAAGAUGUGAUCCACUCGAGUCCAAGGCAAUAAAAAAUUCAAACCAACUUCUUCCUUAUUUGGUAGUAGUCCUGUUCCGUGAUCUGCCUGGAAUGGCCGGAGUAUUUAUAGCAGCUUUGUUUAGUGCAUCACUAAGUACAAUUUCAUCAUUACUCAGUAGUCUAUCGGCUCAAACAAUAGAGGAUAUCGUGAAACCUAUAAUGAAGGACAUUUCCGAGAGCAGAGCUACUGUCAUUGCUAAAAUAUUGGUCUUUGUCUAUGGAUUUUUAGGGAUAGCUAUAUCCUUUAUUAUUGCAAACAUCAAAGGACCGCUUACACAGAUAACGAUGUGCAUGCUGUCGAGUUUUGGUGGAGCUGCAGCCGGAAUGUUCUUUUUUGCGGCAUUCUGUCCAUGGGCUAACUCCAAAGGAACAGUUGUUGGUGGAAUGACCGGGAUGGCUUUAGUACUUUGGAUUUCUCUCGGUCAGAGCUUUUCUACGAGUUUAGUGAAGUCACCUACUUUACCGUCAGCCCCAGUCGACAUGUGUCGGAAUAACAUUUCCACGAGUAUUGGAUUGGCAACUUCACAAGACUUGUACAACGUUACCGAUGACACGUCAUCUCAGGGAUUAGACAUACUUUACUCCAUUUCGUAUAUCUGGCUGACUCCUCUAAGUAUACUGACCACCAUCCUCGUAGGAACUAUAACUUCGUUUCUAACAGGUAGACCGGUCACAUCAAAGGUAGACGUGAGAUAUAUGUUACCAUUCUUUGAUCUUUGUUGUCCAUGGUUACCUGUCAGAAUGAAGAAAAAGUUUUACUGUGGAGCAAAAUUCGAAAAGAGACAACAUAUGUUGGCGAAGUUUGACAUUGGUACAGCGGAUGAAGAGCUUAACAAGAUGGAGGAAAGCGGUCCUGAAAACGAAGAAAACGAUGUUUACACUACUGAUACAUAA
Ylistrum balloti is the source of this 1371-nucleotide messenger RNA. RefSeq names its product sodium-dependent multivitamin transporter-like. The transcript is spliced from 13 exons. Bases 1 to 1371 code for a protein of 456 amino acids. NCBI's taxonomy places the organism in Eukaryota, Metazoa, Mollusca, Bivalvia, Pectinida, Pectinidae. Gene Ontology annotation, molecular function: symporter activity. The record is from RefSeq and is a predicted model, not a curated record. Gene Ontology annotation, cellular component: membrane. Gene Ontology annotation, biological process: sodium ion transport; transmembrane transport.